GGUCCGACAUGCUGCAUUCCAGCCCCUUGCCUUCCGUGCCAGGCUCCACGUUCUACUAAGUGGGCUUCCAUUUUUUUUUGUGCUUGGAGGGCAGGCUUCCUCGUUAGGUGUUCGCGAUCCCUUCUCUCACCGCUGACCCCCUCCGCUCCCCCUGCCCCCCAACAUCUUUCCGGACUUAUGGAGGAGUUUGCCGAGUGCGAUCAUGCCUAGGAAAGGAAAUGGGCAGCUGCCUUUACCGGAUGGCUGGGAAGAAGCGAGAGAUUACGACGGGAAGGUUUUUUAUAUCGAUCACAACACCAGGCAGACCAGCUGGAUCGAUCCAAGGGACAGGCUAACAAAACCCCUGUCGUUUGCGGAUUGUGUUGGGAAUGAGCUGCCAUGGGGAUGGGAGACUGGCUAUGAUCCUCAGAUCGGAGUUUACUUUAUUAACCAUAUCAAUCAAACCACACAGAUAGAGGAUCCACGGAAACUAUGGCGGAACGAACAGGAGCGAAUGCUGAAGGAUUAUCUCACAGUGGCACAAGAUGCGCUAAGCACACAGAAAGAGCUUUACCAUGUGAAAGAACAGAGGUUGGCGCUGGCCUUAGAUGAAUAUGUGCGCCUCAACGAUGCCUACAAAGAAAAAUCCACUUCCCGCACAAGUUUAUUUUCAGGUUCAUCCUCUAGCACUAAAUAUGAUCCUGAUAUCCUUAAAGCAGAGAUAUCGACCACGAAAGUAAGGGUUAAAAAACUGAAGAGGGAGCUGUCACAGAUGAAGCAAGAGCUACUUUACAAGGAGCAAGGGUUUGAGACGUUGCAGCGUAUUGACCAAAAAAUGUCAGGGGGACAGAGUGGUUAUGAGCUCAAAGAAGCAAAGGACAUUCUUUCCGAGCUGAAAAGCAUCAGAAAGGCCAUCAGUAGCGGUGAGAAGGAGAAGCAGGACCUAAUGCAGAGCCUUGCCAAACUUAAAGAGCGAUUUCAUCCGGAUGAAGACAGAGGAAGAUCUGAACCCGACCUGAGGUCCGACCUCACAAAUUCCCAUCUGUCUCUAUCCAGGCAGACUCUUGAUGCUGGAUCCCAAACUGAUAUCUCCGGUGAUAUCGGAAUGAGGAAUAGAUCGAAUCUUGCAGAAAAGGUCAGACUCAGCCUGCAAUAUGAAGAGGCUAAAAGAAGCAUGGCCAAUCUUAAGAUCGAACUGGCGAAGCUAGAUAGCGAGGCUUGGCCAGGGGCGUUGGAUAUCGAAAAAGAAAAGCUGAUGUUGAUCAAUGAGAAGGAGGAACUCCUGAAGGAACUUCAGUUCGUGACUACACGGAAACGCACUAGAGAUGAUAUGGAGAGACUGGAAGCAGAGAGAAGACGUCUGGAGGAAGAUCUCCUGUCUGUGAAAAGUACUCCCAGCCAAGCACUUGCUGAAAGGUUGAAGGUUCAAGAAAAGAAGAAAGAGCUGGUAAAGAAACUAGAAGAAGCAACAAAAUUAGCCACCUAUUUGCAUUCCCAGCUUAAAAGUCUCUCUGCCAGCACUCUGUCGGUGUCUUCAGGAAGCAGCCUGGGCUCCUUAGCCUCGAGUCGUGGGUCAUUAAACACCUCUAGCCGUGGAUCUCUCAAUUCUCUCAGCUCCACCGACCUCUACUACAGCCAAGGCGAUCAUGGAGGAGACCUGGACUAUCAGUAUAAACUGGACUUCCUAUUGCAAGAGAAGAGUGGUUACAUUCCUUCUGGACCUAUUACUACCAUCCAUGAAAAUGAAGUGGUCCAUUGCCACAGCGGGACAGAUUAUAACAAUUCCCGUAAUGCACAGCAAGACUUAGAAGAGGCCAAACAACCUAAAUCCGUGACCUCGCUUUCCUCCUUAUCCUCUCUUUCAUCGUUGUCCCCGCCAGGUUCGCCUCCAGGAGCUUUCUCAUUGUCUACUCAGGACUCACUCGGCACAGAUUUUGAGAGCGGCGAGGUUUCAGGGGCAUUUGCAGACCUGAUCCUCUGUGAAACUGUGUCGGACCCAGUCGCUGGAGGAACUCCUGCAUUGUCUGAUAGCAAAAGUAUGGUGGAAUGUAUAAGAAACCAAGCAUCAACUGCACUGCAUGAAGGAAGAACAGAUCUUGAUUUUCUGAGAAAAGUUGAAAGCGGAGAGGAGAAGGUGACGACGUGCAAUGUGUCCGCAGCCGUGUCUGAUGAGUCCGUGGCAGGAGACAGUGGAGUAUAUGAACCGUGUAUGCAAGCGCCGUGUGAAGAUGCUGCCUUUACAGAAGGUUAUACGGAUUUAGGGACUGUUCAAGUCCAGUUAAUACUGAGAUAUGAUCCAGGAAAAUCAAGCUUUGUGAUAAUAAUUGUCCGGGCGCAAAACAAUCACCCCUGUAUCCCGUAUGGAUCGAGAAUAUAUAUUAGAGUUGCUGUCCUUCCAUCUUCGAGUGACACCAGCUGCCUCUUCCGGACCAAAAUGUACCCAGCUACUGAAAUAGUGUUACUCAAUGAGCUGUUCCGAGUGUCCAUUUCGCAGGCCAUUUUACAGCAGAAGACUUUGAGAGUGGAUAUGUGCACUGUGGGAAAGACGCACAAGGAAGAAUGCCUGGCUGGGACUCAGAUCAGUUUGGCGGACUUGCCGUUUGCUAACGAGAUGCACGCGCAGUGGUAUACCUUGCUACCUUGCAGACCAAUACUUUUUCACAAGGAACCCACAGACAAGCCAGCGUUGGAUGCAAGCGUGGUCCGGAGCACAGCUUUGGACUUGGACGCUGUUUCAGCUUUGCUGGAGAGGACAUCUGCUGAGUUGGAAGCGGUGGAGCAAGAACUGGCCCAGGAAGAAGAAGAGGAAGAUGACGAGGAUGACCAGGAGCAGAAUUGUUCUCAGGAGCAAUGGUCCGAAGUGCUUCCCGAGGGAUCUUUUGGAAAUCUUGCUGAGCCCCAAUCAAAGGAACUUAUGGACAUGUGUUAUCAGGAGCCACUGCAAGCAUCAAGUGAUAUUACAGAAGCACCCCAAGAAAUCUAUGAAGAAGCAGAAAACUGCGAUUCCACCUCGUGUCCCAUUUCUGCGGUGGAGUCACCGACCCUGGUCGACAAAGAGACAAACACCGAGCAAGCACUUCAUGAAGAUAUUUCUGUCCGUCCCAAGGACAGGAAUAACCUUGGCUCCAGGCAGCGUCCAUUUGUGCGAAACAGCAUGAUCGUCCGGUCACAGACCUUCUCUCCAGGAGAGAAGAACCAAUAUAUAUGUAGGUUGAGCCGAAGUGACAGUGACAGCUCAACCCUAGCCAAAAAAUCUCCAUUCGUAAGGAAUGCUUCAGAGAGACGCAGCCUGAGAGUGAAGAGGCCCGUCUGUCAGACGAUGACAAGAAGAGCUAUGCAUGAAUGUCGUGAACGGACAUCUCUUGAUUUGGAGCUGGAUCUCCAAGCGUCACGCACAAGGCAAAGGCGCCUCAAUGAUGAGCUCCAGUCCUUGAGAGACCUAAAGCAGAAACUAGAAGAGAUGAAAGUCAGAAGAGAGACCGCUUUGCCACUGUGUAUUCUAGAAGAUGAUCGGUUCCAAAAGCUUUUAAAACAGGCCGAAAAGCAGGCUGAGCAAUCAAAAGAAGAACAAAAGCAAGGUUUGAACGCUGAAAAAUUAAUGAGAAAAGCCUCAAAGGAUGUAUGCAGACUACGGGAGCAGAGCCAGAAUGUUCCCCUUCAAGUGCAGUCUUUUAGGGAGAAGAUUGCGUACUUUACCAGAGCAAAAAUCAGCAUACCAUCCCUUUCUGCUGACGAUGUAUAGUUGUAUUUGUUUUUAUAGCUGAUUUUUUUUUCCCCAAUCGUCUCAUCUUUUUAGUUUUUUUUAGUAUAGGCAUCUGCUUUUAUCAGAUAAAAAUAUAUUUUUUUUUACAGUAGCCGGUUAUUUGUAAAAAUAUGUCUUGUUCUAAAUUAAUAUAACUAGGAAAACCGGGAGAAGAAGAGGAAGAGAAAAAAAAAAAAGAAGCCAAAGUAGACUAACUUGGUACAAUGAUGGAGAGUUUGUACAGUUUGUAUGUGUUAUAUACGCAUCAUCUUAAUAUUUUUGUAAAGUUGGAUCAAAGAAGUAAGAAGCUGUGUCUGCACAAAUGUUUAUUCUUCUUUCUUAUGUCUAGUAGGACUGUUAUGUGUUCAGACAUCUUACACUCUAUGGACUGGGUUUGUUUUUUUCAUGUAAGCUGUGAAUAUGGCUUGACAUGCCACGCUGUUGACUUUUUUGCACCAGAGACUGACUUUUUAAUGUCAAAGUCAUUUUCCAAAACUACAAGGCUGCCUCAUGAUCCAGGUGCUUGGAAGUCCCUCCUUGGUGCCUUUAGAUAUCCUUGUCAUUAACCAUGAACACAUAUAUAAUUAUGAAGAUUUGUAAAUUAGAACCAUUUUACACCCUACUGUGAACCGCCUGGUGGAUCUCAUGACAACGGAGUAUAAAGUUACCUUGAAAUGUUGAAAA
This is a messenger RNA of Spea bombifrons (plains spadefoot toad), 4405 nucleotides long. RefSeq names its product WW and C2 domain containing 2 (gene WWC2). The coding region runs from base 203 to 3721 and encodes 1172 amino acids. The transcript has 23 exons. Gene Ontology annotation, biological process: negative regulation of organ growth; cell migration; regulation of hippo signaling. NCBI's taxonomy places the organism in Eukaryota, Metazoa, Chordata, Amphibia, Anura, Pelobatidae. Gene Ontology annotation, cellular component: cytoplasm. Gene Ontology annotation, molecular function: kinase binding; molecular adaptor activity. The record is from RefSeq and is a predicted model, not a curated record.